GCCGGAAACAAGCCGGGCAGUCCUGGGAGAAAAGGGACACAGCUGCUGUCACAGGCCGGGGAGGCUGGAGGCAUCCGGCACAGGGUCAGGAUCCACCCAAGUCGGGGAGGCGCUGGCUGACACUUCCCGUCGAUGCCCAGGUGCCCAGCAGGCAUUUGCCACCGGCUCUGUGCCCACGAUGUCCUGCAUGGAAGCCCAGCAACAGCCGCCACCCAUCUCCGCAGGAGCUACUGCCACCGCCACCGUGACUUCGGGGUCCACUGGAUGUCACCGUGGCUCCACAGAAGGCGACCUGGAGUGCCUGGUGUGUCGGGAGCCCUACAGCUGCGCCCGGUGCCCCAAGGUGCUGAGCUGCCAGCACACCUUCUGUGCCGUGUGCCUGAAGCUCCUGCUGUGCGUGCAGGACGACAGCUGGGUGGUCACCUGCCCUCUGUGUCGAAAGCCCACCACUGUCCCUGGAGGUCUCAUCUGCAGCCUGCGUGACCAGGAGACGGUGGUGGGGCGGUUGGCCCAGCCAUGCCUGGAAGUGCGGCUCUGUCCCCAGGGGCUGGCGGGUGCCACAACUUCAGAGGCAGGGCAUCACCCCAGCUUGGCAGGAGAGGACGAGCAAGACACGGCCAGUGCCAAUCGCGUGGCGGCCCGACGCCUGGCAGUGCACCUGCUCCUGCUGGUCCUGCUCAUCAUCCUCAUCCUGCCCUUCAUCUACCCAGGCGUCAUCCGGUGGGUGCUGGCCAUCAUUAUGGCCCUGGCCUUGCUGAUGUCCACCCUGUUCUGCUGUUACCCCCACAGCCAGGGCAGCCACUGGCCCUGCCCCAGGACUCUCCUCUGCAGAGAGCGGAAACAUAGCCAGAUUGCUUCCAUCGCCUGAGAGGCCCGGGCCCUGGCAGCCCUGGCAGCCCCUCUGCCUCUUGGGCCCCCUGACGUUCACUGCCAGCAGGGUAAGAGGCUAUGAACCCUGGGAGAUGACUGCCAGCCGGACUUGCAUGUCAAAGCUAGGAUGGCCGACUCGGGUCAAGAACUCUGUGCUGGGACAGUGGGCUCACCCCUGCCCUUGGUGUAGCGUGGCUAAACUGUUGGCGGGUGGGGAGGAGGCACCAACUGCUUGGAUGCCACAAAGCGGAGCUUCCCGUAGCUCUUAUUCCAUGGCGCCUGGUUUCCUGUGUCACUUGAUGAAAGUACUGCAGUGUUGACCUCAGUGCAGAACAAACAGAACCACGACUUUUUUUUUUUUUUUUUGCAGUUGAUGUGGCUGGUUUUAUUUUCUUGGUUUGUCUGGUGCUUUGUUUGGGGGGCAGUCUGCGCACAUUCCUGACUCUUCCACAAGACCCUUCUAUCUUCCUCCAAUGUCAUUGCGCCCAUCCCCACUCACGGAAGGCUCUGUUGUUGGGAUCUCCCACUGAGUCGGCCCCAGGGAGGGAUGCUGCAGGGAAGGAUGCUGCUUUUGAGGCUGCAGGGGUCCGUGUUUAGCAAGCAAGAUCUGGGGAGGCAGGAGAGGCAGGGGACUGGGCACUGCUCUCAGCAUCGACACAGGGACUCUCUGCUCUGACUCAUCAGCCCCCGACUUAAGGGAGAACCUUGGGACUACAGGAUUGUCCCUGUGCACCUGCACAGCGAGUGCAGCUGCCCUUCGGAUGCGCAGUCCCUCACUGCAGAACGCAGUCUUUAUGGACGGUGUUGUAUUUGUUAAUGCAUCUCGUGUCCCUGUUUGAGCUCUGUCAUAAAGAUAAGAGGCCUCAUAAACACAACGGUCCCCACCAAUAACCCAGCCUCGCCCUGAGAGUCACAGUGUCUUCUUUGUGACCACUUUUGCUGCUCCACAGAGAGAAGGCAUCUGCUGGAGGGAAGGACCUCCCGUGGGGGUCCAUCGGGACCCAGCUAGGGCUGGACUUGGGAGUGCAGGGGAACAGACAGCGGAGGCGACACAUUAUUUUCUUCCAAAGGCCACAUAAUUGGGAACAGACUUGGAAACUCAGAGGGGCUCUCCAGGCACCGUGCACCAUCUUUUCCUGUCUCUUUCCUCCUGGAAGGAUGAGA
Messenger RNA from Marmota monax (woodchuck), 2034 nucleotides. RefSeq names its product ring finger protein 186 (gene Rnf186). The coding region runs from base 179 to 868 and encodes 229 amino acids. NCBI's taxonomy places the organism in Eukaryota, Metazoa, Chordata, Mammalia, Rodentia, Sciuridae. Gene Ontology annotation, molecular function: ubiquitin protein ligase activity. The transcript has a single exon. The record is from RefSeq and is a predicted model, not a curated record. Gene Ontology annotation, biological process: protein localization to mitochondrion; intrinsic apoptotic signaling pathway in response to endoplasmic reticulum stress; protein K29-linked ubiquitination. Gene Ontology annotation, cellular component: endoplasmic reticulum membrane.